AUGUCUACUCGCAGCUACCAACCAGUUCCAAAAAUGGAACCCGACAGCGACAAUGCAGAUAGCGAGGUGUCUUUGACCGGUCGCCCGCGAAGUCGCUUGAUGUCAGGCUUCUUCAAGCGAAAUCUGGCUGCAAUAACGAUAACUGGCCUCAUUCUGGUCCUGAUACUCCUAGUGAUGGCAGUAAUUGCAGCAAUCACGAUAGAACCAUUUCGACAAGUUCUCAUUCUCAGAACAUCCUCAACAGGGUCGAAUCAUCUCAAAGGUCAACGGCAAUGCCUGCCAACAGCUCCGCGUACAACUCUCUCGUGUGGAAACUCGACAGCAGAAGCGGAAGAAAAAGGCUGCACGUAUGAUCCCUUGUCCGCAUGCUGGCUCCACCAAGAAUGCCCGCGAGAUUACUCCGAUGUAUUCGCCACUUUCAACGAUGGCAAACCUUUCAUAUAUUACUAUGAUGAGGCGGCUACUCAUCGAAUGAAAGACUAUACCGAAGUUGGGCAUAACGAGAACGGAUACUACUGGACAUCAGUACGUGAACACCUUGUGCACUGUCUAUAUCUUUUGAGACGAGGCCAUGAUGUGCAUAUGCGUGGGGAUCGGCUCGAUAGCAUGCUGGCCGAUAUAGACCAUGUGGAUCAUUGUACGAACUUUUUGGCAAAUUGGUUGCGGCGACCAGAUCCUUCAUUGGAACAUCUUGGUACGCAAGGGAAAACAGAUUGUUUCAUGUCUUGCAGUUGA
Messenger RNA from Penicillium waksmanii, 735 nucleotides. RefSeq lists its product as uncharacterized. The transcript has a single exon. The record is from RefSeq and is a predicted model, not a curated record. The coding region runs from base 1 to 735 and encodes 244 amino acids. NCBI's taxonomy places the organism in Eukaryota, Fungi, Ascomycota, Eurotiomycetes, Eurotiales, Aspergillaceae.